UAUUUGAAAUUUGACUGUACGAAGAAUAGGUGGAAAUCAAAUGCAAAGCCUAACAGGCAAAACCUUUUACAUUGCAAACAAUACUAACCCCUAAAAUAAAUAAAUAGAUAUUUUUUAAACCGCCAAAGAUGGACAACCACCACCGCCACAUCGUGCCACCUCUAGCGUGCCCGCGUCUCGCGAUGAAUGGUGAAAAAUCGCAGAGAAAACAUGCUUAACAAUAAAAAAAGAAGAAAACCAGCAGCUAACGCUGGCUGAUUGAUAUAACGAGGCAGGACAGCGGCGUAAGAGACAAAAAUUAUAAGUUAGUGUAGAGAAAAAAUCGCUCUUUGCGAAGAAAAAUCUGGUGACGAAUUGUUGGCGAUCCGAUGAGCAACAUAAACAUAAACACUGUGCCCAGGCCGAGUCCGAAUGCUAAUGGGAAUCCAAAUCAAAAUCCAAAUCGCAGUGUGGAUUCUGAGGAGGAGGAGGAGGGCGAUGGCCGGAUGAGCGACAGCGGAAGCAACACGGCUAGCAGUCAGAGGAGUCGAACGUCGAGCAGCAGCUCAUCGGACUCUUCGAGCGGUUCACUUGAGGAAGAUCCUGAUGGUGAGGACGAGGACAUGUCUGAACAGGAUGCGGCCAGCGGUUCGGAGACGGAGGACGACACUACCACCUGUCAGUCGGACGAGCUGGAGCUGGCACAGCUCAGCGGACGGGAUAUCUUUCGGUUGCCGCGGGGUUUAUGCGAAAAUGCAGCUAUUUUCCAUGAAUUCUUCUCCAUGGAGACAUGGCAACAGUUGCCCCACCAUUUCCAGGCUCGCCUGCAACCCAUGUUGCCGGACUUUACUGGCUUGGUCACCGGACAGGCGCAGACCUGUGCCGAACAGCAGCGUACUCUGGUACAGCUAUUUAAUGGCGGCCUUGAGCGAUUCGGGCACUCACCGCUGCUCCAGCUUCAACGUCAAUUGGAAGAGGGCAACCUGCGACCCGAUGUCCUUCAACUAAGGCGGAGCAUCCAGCACUCGAACAGAAGGGAAUUUCGUUUUCAACAGGCCGAACGCUUCAGCCAGUUGGCUAAGGAUCUAUUUCUGUCAAGGGAUCAUCUUCUUCAGCAUGCCUACUACUCUGCCCCACCCUCCGAAGGCGCCUUUGGAAAAUACCUGCCAAAACCACGCCCUCGGAAAAGGAAGCCUCCCACGCUAUCCAUGGAGAACCGAUUUUGCACUCAGCGAGCUAAGAAACGCUACGCCCAGGACCUCCUGGAUAUCUUGCGCGAGCUGGAGGUAAAACCUGGCGACAUUAGUGCGGAUGAGGAGGAAGAGGAUGAGGAAUGCUCCCAGCUAAUUGAUCGUCUGUUCAAGACACCGCAGGAUUUCAAACUGGAAGAGCCUAAGGCUCCGGAACCUGUAGGUCCUGGCAGACCCUCGAAUGCGGCGGACAAGAAAUGCAUUUAUAACACGUUCUUCAAGCGGCGACCAGGUGUAGACGAUGACAAUGUACUGCGGACCAUGCAAAUGGAGAGAAUUCCCCAGCUCAAUGACAAAAACUUCCGAAAGUAUUUGAGAGACUACAAGCGCCGGAAAUUGGAACAACCGGAAAGCCCCGAGUUUGAUACAUCCGAGGUACGAUUGCGAGACAUAUGCACUCGUGCCCAGUUUGUCGGAAGCUUUAAGCCUGGUCGAAAACCAAAAGCGCUUAUGGCACGCCUCAAUCCCGAUCCGCCUGCUCUGGUACCUAUUGGAAUUACCGCAACGAAGAGUGAGAUUGUAGAUGAAGAGCCCAUGCUGCUGGAUGAACCGCAACAACUCUACGGCCGCCGCGUGCUGGACGAUCAUCCGGAGGAACACCUGUCACCUAAGGAGCCCCAGCUAAUGCCAAAGAAAGUUAUACCCUCGCCAGUUGUCCUUCCUCAUCCUGUGCCCAAGCUGGAACCUCUGAAUGGACCCAUUGCCAGUGCCAAGGCAAGUCCAUCGUCGUCCAACCCCCCAAUCAAUACCGUUACAAAUGCAUCUCCAACUGCUGGCCACAUAACCGGUAGUCCCACCCGAGAAGUACUAAUUCGUCCGCCGGCCACACCUCGACCGGUCUCUUUCUUCUCGCUUCUAAGGGAUUUGUUUGUAUCCACGCCUCAGCACCGACUUACCUAUGGAGAAUUGCAAAUCUUACUGGCCAGUUGGCGGGAAAUUAAUUCGGAUGCUUCAAUUCCCACAGGGGAGUGGCCAAGAUUUGUGCCGGACUGGUCGAAGUUGUUGCAAUCCGCUAUAAACUUCUUGUCGGGGGAUUCUGAUACCGUUCCGACGGAUUAUGUCCCCUACAUUGAACAUAAAACUCAGUUGGGCAUCUACCAGUGGAUAGGCGCAGGCCGGGAUUCUGAUGCGCGACUUCUCAGCCUAUGUCAGUGUUGGUUGCGAACUCAGAGGGAAGAGCAGUCCCAACUUAGUCCGGGCCUGAACUCGACUGCUCAUCUAAAUGCAUUGAUGGAUGCAACUCCUACACCUCCUCCUAGAUGUCCCACCACCUGGACUGUGCGCUCAGCCAGCCAGGCCGAGAUACUUGAGUUUCAACGGCAAGAGAGGAUACGCUUCGAAUAUCCGCAUCGACCGUUUACCUAUCGCCUUAAUGGGUAUGAGAGUGUGGUGGGUCCGGUCAAGGGUAUUUAUACCCAAAGUUUACCACUGAACAAGGCAAGAGGUCAUGCUGUUAUGGUUGAUGACCGACCUCCGUUUGUGACCAUCCUCACCCUAGUGCGAGAUGCUACUGCAAGGCUGCCCAAUGGAGAAGGAACCCGCUCCGAGAUCUCCGAGCUGCUUAAGUGCUCACAAUACAUUAGUCAACAAGCGGCAGAUAAUGUACUCCAGACCAUCGUCAGUGGAGCUUUGGAUCGGAUGCACGGUGGUCAGGAUCCUUGCGUGAAGUAUGAUGCCAGGCGCAAAAUCUGGAUUUACCUACAUCGAAAUCGAGGGGAGGCGGAAUUUGAGAAAAUGCAUCGACAAAACCAGUCCUUGGUGAAGCAGAAGCAGCAACAAAGGAAGCAGCUAAACAGGCCAAAGAUCCCAGAUGGUGCUGAAAGCUCUGGUUUGCUUGGAGAACACCAGCAGGAGCAACUACCAGCUUUGGUGCCAACAGUGGUUUCACCGAUUCCAGUUCCAGUCCAACUGCCAGUAGGUGCUUCCUUGCAAGUGAAGAAACCACUGACCGUAAAGUGUCCUCCUGUACCGCCCUUAAAGUACCAUGUUCCACCUGGUACGCCCACUGGAGGAACCAUAGUGACAGCCUCCUCUAACAUUACAGCAAAUCAAAGCCCCCUACAGCAAAUACAGAAAUCUCUUCUUAAACCUGUGGGCACGGCCAAUCCCGCAUCAUCACCCGUUCAAAGGCAGCUGACAACUUCAAAAACAGGAAAUUUUGCGAUAUCCAAGAUCAGCCCGACUCGGAAUACGACACCGAUAUUGGUAUCCACUCCCACUGGAUUGCAAACCGUGCAUGUAGCAACUACUCCAACCCAAGGAGCAACAUCCGGUUCUCCUACGGUGGCUAAAAAGCUGACAAUUAAGAAGACCGUUCCCAGCAACAAAAUAGGGAACUUUAUCAUCCCGCUGGAGCAACAGCAAACCGUUCAGCAGCAACAGGGGCAGCAUGUUAAGGUCCAUCCGAUUGCUGGUAAACCUAAGGCGCUCACUAUUACCCCGCGACCACAGAUGCCGAAGAACAUAAUCCGACUAUUGCCAGCUGGAGGAGCCACAGUAUCUGCGAAUUCGGCGAUAAGUACCAAGCCAAAUUCUGUGCAAAUCCUCGGACCUCGCGUGGUGCCACAAUCCCAGACCGUGCGACCGGUUCAGCAGAAAAUCGGAGCUGUGUCUAUUGUGACCAAUAAGCCCGUUACAAGCAUUUCCGGUACAGAAACUGCAAAUCCUGCAACCGCCAGCACGAGUUCCCCUGUUACCGGUGGCGGAACCAUCGUAAAGAUGUCGCCCCAGGCUUUCGCCAACCUUCAGCAGCAACAGCAACAGCUCAAACAGAAGAUGAACAGUGCCAAUCCUGCUCUGAACUCACCCCAGCAACGGAUUAUUGUCGGCAACACAGCCAUUUCCGCGAACAAGAAAAUAGUAUUCCAGUCCCUGGCGAAAGCAGCACCCAAAAUACUCACUACAUCGCCAAGUGGCACGGUGGCCAAAGCAACGACGAAUUUGUCUCCACAGCAGCAAAGAAUUUUACUGCAAAACUUUAAGCAACCAGUGGUGGCCACCAAUCAAUCAGGAACCUUAACAGCACUGGGAGGCAAUGCAACGCGGGUGAUUCGAGCUACUCCAGCGUCAGGAGUUGUGGGAGUUGGAAAUUCCCAAACACCAGGGCAGAUCAUCACUCUGGAUAGCCUUAUACAAAAGCAACCUGCUGGAGGAAAAUUACUUACCACCGCUGGCAACAAUAUCUUUCAACUGGCAACGUCUUCGGCGGGAAAUGUGAUUACACUUAAUUCCAACCAGCCAACUAAGCAGCUGCCAACUAUGGCAAGAUUUGUAAGUGCGACAAGUACCUCCCCAGCUACUGGAAACGCAUCGACCGUAGUGCCCAAGAUCAUUGGAAAGACUACUGUGUUGCCGGGAAAACCCCUUCUACUCCACGCCAAGACGUUAAAACAAUUAGGUGGAAGCAGUGUGGCCACUACCCAGACCACCACAACCACGACCACAGCAGUGGCUUCAGCGACAGUGGGUGGAGCAGGGGGAACGGUAGUGUCCGGCUCCGGAGUAGCAAACACGGCAGUGAGAACCACUCAAAAUAUUGUGAUUGGUGGUCAGACAGUGAAGAUACAAGGAGCGAUUCCUGCUCGUGGUACCAACGCACCAAUGCAGACAGUAAUAAUGGGAAACCAGCUUCUGCGACUAGCCACAAGCAGCACCAAUAGUGGAACUACUUCGACCUCCGGUAUAGCGACGACGCCGAAGACGCUGCUAAUUGGAGCGGGGGGAACGCAAACACUGCGUCUGGCUAAGAACGUUCUGGUGGCCAACAAACAGAUCACUAGUACCGCAAACAGCAGCAAUGUAACCAGCUCCACGACAGCAACUCCAGCAUCGACUGCGACGACAACCCCUGGUAAUAAUCUCGUGUUCGCAGUGCAAGGCAACGGCGGACAGCUUUUUUUCUCGCCGGGAUUGCAGGGCAUGAAUUUGAAGCCACUGUCCAGCCUAAAAGUGAUACCCAUGGGCACAGCGUCAGCAACUGGUGGAGCGGCGGGUGGGAAAAUCUCCGUAACGACGGUGACAGGAGAGCCGGGAGCCAAAGCGCUGACCACAAAACUGAUCCCGGCCACUGUUCUCAAGACGGCCACUGGAAGUGGCAAUUAGGAGGCUUAGGAGCGGAGAGGCUUGUUAACCAUGUUGUUUACCCUUCCUCGGUUACACUUUCUUCGACGUUGGUUUAACAACACAUGUAAUUUAUCUAUGUAGGCAGAAAGUUUGCAAAUAUUGCUUUGUACUAAGUAAAAUUAGAGGACAACA
This is a messenger RNA of Drosophila eugracilis, 5483 nucleotides long. Its product is annotated as beta carbonic anhydrase 1. Gene Ontology annotation, molecular function: protease binding; carbonate dehydratase activity; zinc ion binding. NCBI's taxonomy places the organism in Eukaryota, Metazoa, Arthropoda, Insecta, Diptera, Drosophilidae. Gene Ontology annotation, cellular component: Ino80 complex. Bases 369 to 5330 code for a protein of 1653 amino acids. The record is from RefSeq and is a predicted model, not a curated record. The transcript is spliced from 4 exons.